This is a messenger RNA of Topomyia yanbarensis, 1895 nucleotides long. Its product is annotated as cytochrome b5-related protein-like. Gene Ontology annotation, cellular component: mitochondrion. The coding region runs from base 217 to 1545 and encodes 442 amino acids. Lineage: Eukaryota; Metazoa; Arthropoda; Insecta; Diptera; Culicidae. The transcript is spliced from 6 exons. Gene Ontology annotation, molecular function: heme binding. The record is from RefSeq and is a predicted model, not a curated record. Gene Ontology annotation, biological process: lipid metabolic process.
GUUACAUGGGAAUUACACAUAUCAGUUCGAGGCGGGAUACGGUCUAGUGCGGAUUUAAAUUACUUUCGACCGACCAGGGCCGGGCACAGAGUGAUCGCAAAGUGAGUUCAGAGUUUUGUUUGUGACCUUUGCUAGGUGUGAGCAAUAUUUAAAUCAUCCAAGUUGGCGUUGAAUACGCGUAUUUACACGGACUAGUCGAAAUUGAACGUCGCAGUCAUGUCGGCGAAACAGAACGGCGUCCAUGCGCUCAAGCUGAUCACUACGAUCACCAAUAAGUAUCCAACUUUCCGUGAUGAACCACUAAAAACUCCGUACCGAUGGCUGGAAGGGAGACGCCACGACGACGGUGCCGAAGGGCUUUGGCGAAUUCAUGACACGCUGUACGAUUUGACGGAUUUUGUCGAGCGGCAUCCGGGAGGACGGGAUUGGAUUCAGUGGACAAAGGGAACGGACAUCACAGAACUGUUCGAGACGCAUCACAUCACCACGAGGGCGGAAGGUUUACUUCCCAAGUUCAAGGUUCGGGAAGCCAAACAACCUCGAAAUGUGCGAUUGUCCUUCAAAGAUAAUGGAUUUUACCGCACGUUGAAGCGAAGAGUUCGUGACAAGCUGCCCGAACUUGACAAGUCACCAAUCAAGACGUCCAAUUUGAUAAUUGAUUCACUGUUGGGAGCGGCAUUCAUGUUCUCCUUUCUGGCGAUCAAAUUCAACAGCUAUCUGCUGGCGGUUGCGUGUGCACUUUGUGUCAACUGGACGGUGAUAUCUGCCCAUAAUUACUUCCACCAGAAGGACAACUGGAGGAUGCGACUGUUCAACUUGGCGUUUUUCAGUUAUAGGGAAUGGCGAAUAUCGCAUGCAAUGUCCCAUCAUCAUUAUGCGAACUCGAUACUCGAUUUGGAAAUAUCCUACUUCGAACCGUUUCUGUGCUGGCUGCCGAACCCGGAGACAAAGGGAGUUGUGAAGCGUUUCGGGGCCUGGAUCUAUGGACCGCUUGUUUACUCGAUGCUUUGUUUAGCAGAAUUCGCUAAAAGACUUGUAGAAUCCAUUCAAACUGGGAAGAGCAGUUUCUUCGCGGACGACAUGAUAGCGUUUGCGUUGCCCACCUUCAUGUACUUGGUUGACUCGAGUAGUGUGUUGAAUGUCCUGAAACUGUGGUUCUUUAUUGUAUUGGUGGCGAGUUUUGCUUUCGCAUUGAUUGGAUUGAACGCUGCGCAUCAUCAUCCGGAAAUAUUUCACUCCGGUGAUGAAAUUCCGGAUGAAAUUGAUUUUGGCGUAUACCAAAUUGCCACCGUCAUCGAUCGGUCGGACAUCAAGGGAUCUCAUUUUGCGGUAUUGACCCAUUUCGGGGAUCACUGUUUGCAUCACAUGUUUCCCACGUUGGACCACGGAAUACUGCCCCAGUUGUAUCCGAUUUUUCACGAGACAUGCAACGAGUUCGAAACCGUGUACAGGGAAUGCAAUUGGCUGCGUCACAUUAUCUCCCAGCACCAGCAAUUGGCACGUGUCGAAUCGCGAACCUACGAUCCCCGGGCUAAGUUUACGUGAACAAGGCAAACCAAAGAAUGCCGACAGUGCUUGGAAAUAUCUAAAGUCGUAGAACAAAUAUUAGCAAGAUAUUCAGGGAUAGGGCUAUGAGAAGCCAGUGAGAUUUCCCAGGGCGGGAUGUGUGAUUAAUUUCAGCGAUUGUUUUCCACGAAAAUUCGUGGCAGAAUGAAAAGUAGAAGACUUUUUUGUUUGCAGUAGAACGUAGUUUGGGGACUCUUAGUAGAAGUAAUCAAUUUUAACAAAUGGGAUUAUAUCACCAGUGAUAUUUAAACUUUACACACUUUUAAAAGUGUGCGAUUUUUUAUAUUUUUAUUUUGAAUGUAAAAUAAAGACUGUAUAUGAUACUUGUA